AUGUCGCCAGCUGAGCAACUUCGCUUGGUCGGAGUAUCGGAUGCCUACCAGUUGGCGGCGAGCAGCGGAGGAGCAGCAGGCGGAGGAGGAGGCGGAGGCGGCGGCGGAGGAGUGGGAGGAUAUGGUGGCGGUGGAUCCGGAGGAGAUGCAGGCGGCGGGGGCGAGAAAAUGAAGGAUGUGCCCGACAAAUAUGUGACGGCACUCUCGCACUUCCUCGACUGGCAUUCCAAUGGCACGGUUGACAUGGAGCGACUCAAUGGUCCCAUCCUGAAGUCCAGCAUCAAGUCGGUCUACUGGCUGUUCCUCAUCCAGUACGCAGCUCUCGCCCUACUGGGCGUGGUGCUCAAUGUGAUCAUCGUGGUGUACAUCAUGUACCACCGGCUCUACAAGGAUGUGACCCACGCGUUCAUCAUCAAUCUGGCCCUUUGCCACUUCGUCCAGUGCGCCCUCGUCCUGCCCGUCUCGCUGAUGGUCAUGCUCAUCCAGAACUGGAUCUUUGGCCAGUUUUUAUGCUUCUUUCUGCCCAUGCUGCAGGACAUACCGCUGCACGUGGCCAUGAUCUCCCACAUACUGAUCGCCUGGGACCGGAUGCGCUGGCUGAACGAUCCGCUGAAGGGGCGCCUGCCAGGAUUCGUCUGCUGCUGCGCCACCUGGCUAACCGGAAUGGUGAUUGCCCUGCCCUACCCCAUCUACACCAUCUACGUGGAGCUGGGGGACUACAUGCCGCAGCUGUCGGGGAUCGGCUUGUGCGUGGUCAACCUGAUGGACGACAUGCAGGAGUACACGCGCGGACUCUUCCUGCUGAUGUACUGCGGCCCGGCCAUCCUGCUGUCCUACCUGUACAUACGCACCUCCCAGGAGCUGCGUCCACCCGACGGACCCUUCGCCGUCAUGAUGUACGAGCACCGCGCGGAUCUGCGGAUGCGCCAGAGGAACUCCUCCACAUCCUCGGUGGAGCCGCGCCACCUGAGCGGCGGGGGCGUGGCGGGAUUGAGCAAUGGAGGCGGCAGCUCCGCACGCUCCUACGACUUGUACAGCGCCGAACUGGACGUGCAUCGCGAGAAGCGGAAGCAGCGCAACUUUGGUAGCAUGGCCGCCACCCAGGUGGUGUGCAUGUGCCCACUGAUGAUACUGCGCUUCGCCAGGCUAUCGCUGGAGGAGACCUACGAGAAUGCCAAGCACUUCGACUUCACCUACCUGAUGUUCGUGUGGGUGGCCUUUCUGCCCACGGUCAUCUUUCCCUGCAUCUACGCCUCGCAGAUAUUGCCCAGAGAUGAACAGGAGCGUCUGAGGGGCUAUUUCCGGCUAUCCUCGAAGCGCAAGCAGAAGUCCCAGCGUCGCAGCGAUGCUGGCGGAGGAUCCGGUGUGGGGGGCAGUUCCCGCGAGGAUUCCAUCGAGAAGGACGAGGCCUCGAACACGACCAGUGUUCACCACGCUGCUGAGCCGCACAAGCAUUCGUCAAAGUUGCGGCACGAGCGCGAGGUGCGUCUGCCAGGACACGGCUCGUCGGCUGGCGGAGAUCGCUACACAGGAGCACCAUAUCGCCAGGGCAAGGACAGGGAAAGGGACAGGGAUAGGGAGCGUGAUAGGGACAGAGAUAGGGAGCGGGAACGGCAGAGGGCGGGCGGACGCGGUGCCGGAGAUGCCGGUGUGGUCAACAAUCUGGGCAAAGAUGUGCGCGGCAAGAAGCACGACGUCAAGAUCAACAUCAUCUCGGAUGGCGUCGGUCAUGGCGCCACCAGUCACCAUGCUGCUCAUCCCAGCCAUCGCAAACAGCCGGGCGGCAACAACAAUAACAACAACAACAGCAGCAGCAGUCGAAGUCGCACCAAUCCCGGCCAGCGGCAUGGCGGCAGCAAGCUAACCGCCGACUGUCUGUCCAACGUGACCGCCUCGACGUUCUGCAACGGCAGCGGAAGCGUAACUGCCGGCGGAACUGGAAACGGAAAUGGCCUGAGCGGCGUUCUAAUCCCAGACGACAGCAGCACCAGCAACUAUGGCGACGGCGAGGAGAGCUCCGUGGUCAGCAGCAUGAUGGUGCUGCCGCAACGCUGGCCAGGAUCGGGCGGCGGUGUCCUGCGCCACAAGGACGUUUCAUUCAGCGAGUGCAGCAGCACCUGCUCGUCGAGCACUCUGGAGCGCGACCUGGAGAUCAUGGACCAGCUGGAGCGGGAGCGGAGCAUGGACAUCCAAGAGAUGCUGCAGCGUGAACGGGAGCGGGAGAAGGUGCGCCGCCAGCUGCCGGACAUCGAGAAGCUAUACGCACAGCGUUCGCCGAAAGGAAAGCGCGGCGAGGCAGCUGGAGCCGGAGCCGGAACCGGAGCGGGAUUGGCGCUGGUCAUGCCCGGCAGUGAUCCGCUGAGCAGUCUCUCGCAGUCCCGCUCGCUCUCCACGGAGUACAGCCUGUGCUCCACCUUGGAGACCAGCGGCGCAGGGGUGUCCGUUGGCCACGACGAGGUGCUGCCGCACCACCUGGAGGAGGUGGAGGAGGAGGUGGUGCCACCGGACUUCUAUGACAGCUACACGCCAGGCGGCUCCCAGAACCUGCCACCCAAUGCGAGUGGCGCUGCGCCGGUGGCCACCGCUGCAGUUCCCGCCUAUCAGUACCAGUACAGUCGCAAUCGGCUGAGCCGCAAGAGUUCCGGCUCCAGUUCGGGGCACCAUCAUCACGGUCAUCAUCAUGGCCAGCAUGGCGGCGGGGGCGUUGGAGGCGUGGCCGGAGGACGCGGCUCCAAGCGGGACAGCUUCAAUUCGCUAAACGGCACGGAUCUGAUUGCCGGCGCCUUCUGCGAGCUGGAUCCCACGCAACCGCUGAACAAGAUGGCCGUGAUCGAGGGCCGGAUGCGACGCAGCAGUCCGCGCAACGCCAGCUUCAGCUCCGGAUCCGGGGUGUCCGGACGCAGCUCGAUGAAGUCCUCGUCGCGGGACUACGACUACGGGCACGGCUCCUCCUCGCAUUCGGCGCAUCCGGAGCUCGAUUUCAGGGAGAACAUCUUUGCGGAGCUGUAAGAAGGGUUUGGGCAGAGAUUUUAGGAGGCAGUAGCGAGAGGGAAACGAAAAGCUUUACGGUUACGGAUUUGCCAGGAGUUGUGCAGCUACGGGAGCUACGUGUUUAAGUAGGAGAAUUUGCAGAAGCUGUAUUUUUUUUUUUAUGUGUAGGGUAUGUGUGUGGAUGGGCUCACAUUUUUUUUAGCAGACGCAGUUGCUCAGCGUGGAGAAGUCAUAAUUUUGUGGGCGGAUCUCCAGACUAAUGGAGAUACAGAUACAUUUACACCUAAAUGCAUAAGAUAAACUAAAUAUAUAGACCGAGUUAUUGGAAUACUUCGCCCAACUGGUUGUUGACUAAUAAUGUUUGUUGAUUUCUGCGAUCGGCGGGAUUAGGAUUACAGAUCACGGAUCGCAGCUUAGAGAUCAGAGAGAUUGGUGAGAAGGAUGGAAGGGAAUAGGGGAAAACUGUGCCAAGAAACGGAAAUGGGAAGCACUCCCACAAAACGUACACAUUUAUAUAUAUGUCUUUUAAAUGUUGCUAACUUCAAUGGGGAGGGGAAGGGGAGGGGGAAGGGCGUGGCAGGGAUGUGCCUGUGUUUUUAAACUUUCCCAAGCUACAUACAUACAUAUAUGGAUAUAUACGAUAUAUACACUAGACAUAUGCUAAGACAUAUUGAAUAUUACGAAAUCAAAUGAAAAGUUUAUUGAAUGUUAAAUCAAAGUCUAACUACGAACUACGAAUUACAAAAUACAAAAUCCGAUUAAACCAUACAAGUUAUAGUUGUAAGACUAUGCAAUUCUUCUGAGCCCCAAAGAAUUGCUCCACCACACACACACACACAAAGUAUUUGUUCCAGCAUUCCAGCGGGCAUCCAGAUACAGAUUCAAUUUGAUGGAUACGAACUCCUCUCAUCCCGAUGCAGAUCCCGAUCCUGCCUAGAUUUAUAUAGCCCCAUAUAUAUACAUACAUACAUACAUACAUACAUACAUACCCCUAAGUGUGCAAGUGUCCGUUCGUGUGUCUAGCGAUAAGUUCAUUUUUUCAUUGUUGUGGUGGUUCGGUUGGCGGUACGGUGGUGCUGCCUGGGUGUGAGCAAAAAAAACUAAUAAAAACAAAUUUUAUGUGAGUUGAACACACAAAAGCAAA
This is a messenger RNA of Drosophila sechellia, 4135 nucleotides long. RefSeq lists its product as uncharacterized. Gene Ontology annotation, cellular component: plasma membrane. Gene Ontology annotation, molecular function: neuropeptide receptor activity. Bases 1 to 3009 code for a protein of 1002 amino acids. Gene Ontology annotation, biological process: neuropeptide signaling pathway. Lineage: Eukaryota; Metazoa; Arthropoda; Insecta; Diptera; Drosophilidae. The transcript is spliced from 6 exons. The record is from RefSeq and is a predicted model, not a curated record.